UGCAGCAGCUUGCAUUUGCUCUUUCCUUCUCUUCUACCUCCAGUAGCUUCAUUCCAAGGAUGGCGUGCCAUCUGAGAUCUGCGAGUGUGCCUUCGAGCCCUCGCUCCAACGAGAUCAAUGUUGAGGAACAGCUGCAGAGCUUGAAGGCAACUGUCUCAUCGCCUUCAGCGACCAUCGGAACCAUGGUUAAUGGUCUGAGCAAGCUUGGGAGCAUCUACAUUCACAUAGAUGCGCUCACAUGCCUGCCCAGCAGCCAGAGGAAGGCAGUGGAGGAGGAGCUCGAGCGCUCCCUCGUCCUGCUUGACCUCUGCAGCGCCGUACAAGAGAGCUUUGUGGAGCUCAAGGCCACUGUCCAGGAGAUGCAGUUGGCUCUCAAAAGAGGAGACGGUGCGGCUCUCCAGACCAGGGUUCAGUGCUACUUGCGCUUGGUCAAGAAGGCACAGAAGAUGUUCAAGAAGGUCAACAAGAAAACUGCUUCUGACAUCGAAGGAUGCAAGGUGAUCAACCUGGUUGCUGAAGCGAGGGAGAUUGCCAUAUCAAUCCUCGAAUCAACAUUCCAUCUCCUGUCGAAGCAAAUCGUGAUGCCAAGUUCUAGCAAGUGGUCGCUUGUCCCCAAGUCUUUCCAUAAGAAGAGAGUCCUGUGCAAGGCGGAUCAAUUGCAAGGGUUGGAGCUGGACAUUUUUGAUCUUGAGAGCAGAGUUGGGACAUUGUUUAGGACAUUGAUCCAGAGCAGAGUGUCUCUUCUGAAUGCUCUUAGCUUGUAGACAGAUCAUAAAACAACUCUGACCCCCUGCGAUUAGCAUCCGCCUUUUAGAGGAUUUGCUGAUGAUCCAAACAAUUUUGUAUGUACAGAUAUAUAUGUCAGAAAGUGUACAAAAUUACUCAAUUGAGAGAUUUUUUGGUCCAUUUCCUGUUGUCAGCUGGUGUCUCCCUUGUGAUUAAUUUUAUGGUGUGCAUUCUUUCCCGUGAUGCCUUUAUGUUUUACAUCAUGUAAUGGCCAGCAAAACAAGAACUAAGGUCAAUAUGAUUUGAACUGUUAUGCAAAUACACGUUCUCCUGUGUUCAACAUCAUUAUGAGAAAAAUGAGCUGGCAUGAGAUGUGCCUCAACAGCAAGCCCAAGUGGCCAAGAUCAGUGGAUCUUGCUCUCCCUAGCUAAAACAUGCCAACUCCAAACCAUG
Messenger RNA from Sorghum bicolor (sorghum), 1179 nucleotides. RefSeq lists its product as uncharacterized. NCBI's taxonomy places the organism in Eukaryota, Viridiplantae, Streptophyta, Magnoliopsida, Poales, Poaceae. The coding region runs from base 60 to 764 and encodes 234 amino acids. Gene Ontology annotation, biological process: root development; shoot system development. The record is from RefSeq and is a predicted model, not a curated record. The transcript has a single exon.